Lindgomyces ingoldianus is the source of this 781-nucleotide messenger RNA. RefSeq lists its product as uncharacterized. Gene Ontology annotation, biological process: DNA synthesis involved in DNA repair; DNA-templated DNA replication. The transcript has 2 exons. Gene Ontology annotation, molecular function: DNA-directed DNA polymerase activity. Gene Ontology annotation, cellular component: delta DNA polymerase complex. Lineage: Eukaryota; Fungi; Ascomycota; Dothideomycetes; Pleosporales; Lindgomycetaceae. The record is from RefSeq and is a predicted model, not a curated record. Bases 62 to 658 code for a protein of 198 amino acids.
UCCCGAUAUUGCAUUGGAUACAUCUUAUUCCACAUCCAAUAUCGACUGAGGAUAUCCUAUAAUGCCGCCAAAACGACGCAGCUCGGGCAUUGCGCCCGGGUCAAACCAAUCAACCCUUGCAUUCCACGGGGCGUCGAACAAAGUCACCAAGGCCGGAACGAGAGUGCAGAACGCGAAGAACAACCUUGUGUCUGAGCCGGCUACGAAAGGGUCCAAGGAUGACAUCGUUGAUGUCGACACCACGGCCGACAGCGAACCGGCAACCGCCGAAGCUGCCAUCAUCGAGCAGGCGGAGCAGGAAGUCGUCGCCCACCAGGCCAGCAGUACACCAGAGGAGGAUGAAGCAAGGAGAAUAUCCGAGAAAAGGAUCCAGAAGUACUGGAAGGAUAAGGAGGCUGCGCGGAAGGCGCCGAGGGUCCACCAGGAGGAUCUAAGCUUGCACGAAAAGGUGCUUCGGGAGUGGGACAUGAGCGGGCAGUACGGGCCCAGCACCGGCAUCGCACGAAUUAAACGGUGGAAGCGUGCACACAAACUCAACCUCAAUCCACCCAUCGAGGUGCUAGCAGUUCUGCUGAAAGAGCAGGAGGGGAGUGACCAGCUCUCAGUGCAAAGGUCGCAUGUGGACGUGCUGCUAAAAUCUCGUGCAGAGGAAGUGUAGAGGAGAACGGGAAAUCUGGAAUCGGACUCUUGUGCAUGGCGUUUGGAGUGUCCUGGAACAAUACCGCUGGUUUCAAAUUUUUCUCGGGGAUUUUCGUUAUCUGCCCAUAGUCGGCAGGGAAGC